UAAAAAUAAAUAGCGAACGAUUUCUAUUUUUCAUAAAGAGGAAAGAAAAUUAAUAUUUAACAAUGCCGGUGCCCGGAGGAGUUUACCAAAGUCAAGGCCCUUCAUGUUUCGAUAAAAUGAAAAUGGGUUUCAUGAUUGGAUUUUGUGUAGGCAUGGCAAGUGGUGGUUUGUUUGGAGGUUUUACAGCUUUGAGAUACGGAGCGAGAGGAAGGGAAUUGGUACAUUCUGUUGGAAAAGUAAUGCUCCAAGGUGGAGGAACUUUUGGUACUUUUAUGGCAAUUGGAACUGGAAUUCGCUGUUAAUGAGGAUGUUUAAGAUUAAAAGAAUUUGUAUAUAUCGUAAUAACGUGUGUAGUAGCAUAAAAAUUAUUUUCUUAAAAGGAAGUGGAAUUGUUUAGAACAUUUCAGGCAUAAUUAAAAUGGGGGUUAAUAUGAGGAGGUUACAGUAGUUUUUUUUUACAUUAAAAUUUGUUUAAAACACCAGCCUAGAGUUUAAUGUUAGUUGUCUUCUCUACUUCAGACUUCAAAAUGACAAUUUUCUCUAAAGUGCAUUUAUAUGAUUAACAAAUGUAAUGUAAAAACCUAGUUGUUAGAAUGGCUUAAAUAUCAGUAUAAA
Molecule: messenger RNA, 615 nt
Organism: Papilio machaon (common yellow swallowtail)
Lineage: Eukaryota; Metazoa; Arthropoda; Insecta; Lepidoptera; Papilionidae
Product: reactive oxygen species modulator 1
Exons: 2
Coding region: 63-302 (79 amino acids)
Biological process (GO): protein insertion into mitochondrial inner membrane; protein import into mitochondrial matrix
Cellular component (GO): TIM23 mitochondrial import inner membrane translocase complex
Source: RefSeq, a predicted model, not a curated record